AUGUCCGUGGCCCAGGAUUAUGGGACAAGAUAUGCCCGUAGGAAGUCGGCACUGAGAAAACACAAGGACAUCCUAGCCAAGAUGAAUGAAGAGGAGCAGAAUCAUUCAGCCUUCUUUAUCAGGGUUAAGAAUCCAGCCGAACGGUACCUGAAACAAUCAGCAGGUGAUGCUAAUGCACCAUGCAAAGAUGCAAAGGAGGAAUUGAAACCAGGAGACCUUAUUGAGAUCUUCCGUCCUUCUUGCCAACACUGGGCCAUCUAUAUAGGGGAUCAACAGGUGGUCCACUUGGCAACCGAAUGUGACCAUUUAGCAGAUGGCUCUCCCAACCCCUUGGCAAUCUUAUCCGAGAGAGUUUGUGUAAAGAAGGAUUGGCUGGAAGACGUCGUCCGGAAGGACAGAUACCGAGUGAAUAAUAAGCAUGACGAGACACACCCACCGCUACCCCUCUCUAAGAUCCUCUGGCAGACGGAGGAAUUGGUCGGAAAAGAGAUGCCUUACACCCUGAGCAGCCAAAACUGCGAGAAUUUUGUUAUGGAGCUACGUUAUGGACCUGAAAUGAACGAACAGGAAGAAAUAAAACCCGGGGACCUCAUCGAGAUUUUCCGCUCUUGUUAUCAACACUGGGGUAUCUACGUCGGAGAGGGCAAGGUCGUUCACUUAGCCCCCGAAUGUGACCGUCUUGCGAAUGGGGCUGCCAGCGUAUUGGCGGUCUUGUCUGACAGAGCAUACGUGAAGAAAGAUUGGCUGGAAACUGUGGUGCGAAAAGACGAAUAUCGAGUGAACAACAAACAUGACUAUACACAUCCCCCAUUGCCCCUGGCCAAGAUCCUCCAGCGGGCAGAAGAGCUGGUGGGCAGAGAGAUGCCCUACAACCUCACCAGCCACAACUGUGAACACUUUGUCAUGGAGUUGCGAUACGGCGUUGCAAUGAGUGAUCAGGUCACUGAAGCCAUUGCUGUGGGAACAAUUGGCAUGAUGGGCGUGGCGGCCGCCAUGAUCCGAUCUGCGGCCAAGAGGCGCAAGCACUACAAUGAAUAGGUUGUGGGGGCAGAGGCCUCCACAGCAGGAUCGUUACCACCUCUGGGGGUGUUUUGACUGCCUAGUGUCUUUUAUUUGCCAUAUUGUUUUAAGACCACCAGACCAAAAAUUAAAUCAGAUUUUGUGGCAGAAGGCCACCACCCACAUCGUGCU
Molecule: messenger RNA, 1191 nt
Organism: Candoia aspera
Lineage: Eukaryota; Metazoa; Chordata; Lepidosauria; Squamata; Candoiidae
Exons: 8
Coding region: 1-1038 (345 amino acids)
Biological process (GO): N-acylphosphatidylethanolamine metabolic process
Cellular component (GO): cytoplasm
Molecular function (GO): A2-type glycerophospholipase activity; glycerophospholipid phospholipase A1 activity
Source: RefSeq, a predicted model, not a curated record